This is a messenger RNA of Alternaria atra, 720 nucleotides long. RefSeq lists its product as uncharacterized. Gene Ontology annotation, molecular function: C-8 sterol isomerase activity; cholestenol delta-isomerase activity; steroid Delta-isomerase activity. Gene Ontology annotation, biological process: sterol biosynthetic process. Bases 1 to 720 code for a protein of 239 amino acids. The transcript is spliced from 2 exons. The record is from RefSeq and is a predicted model, not a curated record. Gene Ontology annotation, cellular component: endoplasmic reticulum; membrane. Lineage: Eukaryota; Fungi; Ascomycota; Dothideomycetes; Pleosporales; Pleosporaceae.
AUGGCCGCCGGUAACUUUUCGCUGCCUCCGGGCCAACACCCUUACUACCCCAUUGAGAAGGAGAUUGUAGGCUAUCUGGCCAACAAAUGGGGCACGCUCGACCUGCUGCUCAUGUUCGCUGCUGGAUGCGUUGCCAUCUUCAGCGUCACGUACGUGAUGGUGAAGCGUCUGCGCCCCAAUGCCAGCACCGGCGACCUUUCCACCAUCAUGUGGUUUGUGCUAUGCGGCUGCAUACACUCGUUCUUCGAGGGCUACUUCGCCUACAACUUUAGGAAUAUGGGCGGAUUGAACGACCUCUUUGGACAGCUGUGGAAGGAGUAUGCGCUGAGCGACUCACGUUACUUGACCCAGGAUGCCUUCGUUCUGUGCAUGGAGACUGUCACUGCUGUUUUCUGGGGCCCUGGUUCCUUCCUUUGCGCCUACCUCAUCUCCAUUGAUCACCCUCUCCGUUACUCGGCCCAACUCAUCGUCUCGCUCGGUCAGUUCUACGGUGACGUUCUAUACUACGCUACAUCGUUGUUCGACCACUACAUCCUCAACCUCUCAUACUCGCGCCCUGAGCAGUUCUACUACUGGGGCUACUUCGUCCUGAUGAACGCUUUCUGGAUCGUCAUCCCUGGAUAUCUCAUGUACCAGAGCGUCAUGGCUACAUGGAGCGCGUUUGCGGCUGUCAACGAUGCGGCAAGGCUCGUUGAGAAGAUGGGAAAGAAGCGCAACUAG